Molecule: messenger RNA, 1050 nt
Organism: Fusarium poae
Lineage: Eukaryota; Fungi; Ascomycota; Sordariomycetes; Hypocreales; Nectriaceae
Exons: 5
Coding region: 1-1050 (349 amino acids)
Molecular function (GO): oxidoreductase activity
Source: RefSeq, a predicted model, not a curated record
AUGAACCCAAAACCCAAUUUUGGAAGAUUUCCUUAUUCGAUCAAUCUCCCUGGAACUUGGGACGGCCAUCAGUUCGCCAAUGAAGAUGAUUUUGUACACCAUCUGGACGAUCUGGAGAUACAAGAAGUCAAGGACGCUCUUAUCAAAUUCAAAGCUCUCGGUUUAGAUGGAGAUUCGAUCUGCCGCGAAAACUUUCCACUGCCCAUGUUGGGGCAGAAGCUGGAUUCUAUCCGACUGGACAUUUAUGAAGGUAAAGGUUUUGGUCUGAUUCGAGGCCUCGAUCCAAAGAACCACUCUUCGGAAGAUUUGACAAUGAUGUACCUUGGCAUUCAGUCGUAUAUCGCCAACCGUUGCGGCCAACAAGAUGAGAAAGGAAACAUGCUGGUCCAUAUCGUGGCAGAUAAGUCGUCUGAACUCACCAGACAGCAUCAUCGACACUCGACAUCAGAAAUCGCGUUUCACAAUGAAGAGGCAGGAGAUGUCAUCAGCUGGUUGACAAGAAGCUCCGCUGCCUCAGGGGGACGAUGCAUCAUUGCUUCGGGUUACGCCGUUUACAACAUUCUGAAUGGCGAAUCAAUUCGUCUUCUUUCCCAGUCGGACUGGGUAUUUCCGAGGUGUCCCAGACCAAUAUUUUUCUAUCACAAGAAGAGAUUCAUUAUCAACUUUGGACGCACCUCACUUCUUGGGAAUGCGAUACAUCCACGUCCCCACCAUCUUCCGGCUGUUUCCAAGCAGCAAUAUCAAGCACUGAAUGAUAUUGAGUAUGCUGCUAGACAGGUACAACUGGAAAUCAAGACUCAGCCAGGCGAUAUUCACUUCAUCAACAAUCUCUUUAUAUUGCACAGAAGAGACUCCUUCAAGGAUGGUGAUCGAGCUGGGGAAACACGACACCUGGUUCGUAUGAGACUUCAAGAUGAUGUUUUGCAUUGGGAUCUGCCCGAUAGCCUAAAGAAGGAAUGGUCAAGCUGUUUCAAUAACAUGUCUUCGAAAUUGUGGCACGUUGAUCCAAUGCCUGAAGGGUACUUUCCCCUCAGGUCGUACCCGAACUAG